GCUACAUGGCAGCAUCAAGGCAGAGAAGUAAAGAAGCUGUUGGCAAAAUCUAUCCAUGGCUUCUGUUCAGUGUCAGAAACACAAUGAAAUCUGCCAAAAACAGAGCCACCACACCAAGUUAGGGCAGAAAAUCUGUGAGAUGACUAAUAAGGCUUUCAAAGGCCAUGGAAAUACCAACACCAACACUUCCUCCAAAGCAGAGACUCAUUGCUACACGCAAACUCAGACGUCCCAGAACGUGACCGAUCAGAGCGAAGCCAAAACCGAAACCGAGAUCACCCUUUUAGUUGUGCAGGCCCGCAUCACCCAAACUAACACCAACCAUCCUCCUGCUAAUCCUCGUGGAACAACCACGACGUGCUUUGGGAAUCAUACCUGGAAAAACCAGAACAACAAAAAGGAUAUGACUUUAUUCCGCAGGAUUAAGGACGGCGUGUCCCGUCAUAACAACUGUGACAACGACAGCAGCAGCGACAGCGACAGCGACAAGGAAAACUGUCGAAAGAGGAAGAAUUGAUGAAAGGUGCAGCAGCACAUCAGAGAUGAGCAACGUUUCCUGUUUGCGACGGUUGAAAAUGGGUGCCUUUCUUAAAAAUAAUCACCUUUAUGAUGGACAAACACAUAUUGUACUCAGAAGUUGAAGAAAAUAAAAAUAGCCAAUCUGAUUUGGCUAUGCUGUGUUCCCUAGUUAUGACAAAUAAACAUGUAGCUGUUUGGCUACCGUUAAGCA
Prosopis cineraria is the source of this 730-nucleotide messenger RNA. RefSeq lists its product as uncharacterized. Lineage: Eukaryota; Viridiplantae; Streptophyta; Magnoliopsida; Fabales; Fabaceae. The record is from RefSeq and is a predicted model, not a curated record. The transcript has 2 exons. The coding region runs from base 56 to 517 and encodes 153 amino acids.